GAACUCUUCACUGCUGUGCGUGGUGAAGGCGCUCAACUCAACAACAAGAAAAUACGCGUCACCGCCCACAAAGGGCUUGCCGGCUCAUUACUGUGCACAGGUUUCCCCUAUCACGACCAAAGUUAUCUCGACACCUAUAUAGAAACAAUGAAAGCAUUGAUGGGGCCAGCCGCUGGAAUUCGUCGACCAGGUUCUGCCGCACUUGAUCUAGCAUGGCUUGCAGCCGGUCGUUAUGAUGGUUUUUGGGAAUUCAACCUAAAGGCCUGGGAUAUCGCAGCAGGCAUCCUCAUCGUGCGCGAAGCCGGUGGAUUAAUCACCGACCUGCGCG
Messenger RNA from Priapulus caudatus, 328 nucleotides. Its product is annotated as inositol-1-monophosphatase-like. The annotation marks the transcript as partial. The record is from RefSeq and is a predicted model, not a curated record. Gene Ontology annotation, biological process: phosphatidylinositol phosphate biosynthetic process; signal transduction; inositol metabolic process. Gene Ontology annotation, molecular function: inositol monophosphate 1-phosphatase activity. Lineage: Eukaryota; Metazoa; Priapulida; Priapulimorpha; Priapulimorphida; Priapulidae. The transcript has a single exon.